AUGGCCGCUGACGGCGCACGCCGAAAGCUGUACUCACCACUCGACGUUGGAAGAGGCGAGAUCAGAGUUCUAGAGGUCCAGCGACAUUUCAAGCCCGAUGGUCUUUCGGAAGUCCAGUACUCGCUGCAGACGGUGGCUCUGGCGCCACAGUGGGACGAUGUGCAAGAGUGCUUCCGGCACGCGCCACCGUUCUAUGCCUUGUCGUACACCUGGGGCUCCACCGCGAUCACCACGCAGAUUCUGGUGGACGGUCAUGUCGUCCCUGUUCGUGAGAACCUCGCAUUGUUUUUGGACGCGCUCAUCAACUAUCACUACCCGCGAAGGAACGCGCCUCCGCAUGAACCCAACUUUCUGUGCGAACCCGUAUUGAGACUAUGGGCGGACUACUUAUGUAUCAACCAGGAUGACACUACCGAGAAGAGUCCGCAGGUUGCGUUGAUGGGAAACAUAUACAGGUCUGCCGUGAGUGUGUGCGCCUGGCUUGGACCAAGUACGCCAGAGUCAGAUUACUGGUAUGAUUGGACACAGACCCAGGAUCUUCUUGAUCGUUCAACACGCCGGAACGUGGACAUGGCUGGUCUGCAGAGAAUGCAAGAUGCUAUAAACGAUGUCUGUAAUCGCCACUAUUGGAAAAGAGUCUGGAUUGUACAAGAGAUGAUCCUACCCAGUCGAUUGUGGUUCAUCUGCGGACGGCGCAGACUGAGCCGCACGAGCUUCUUGGUCGCAGUUCGAUGCUGCAAACGGCAACUACAGUCGGGAGCUUUGGUUCCAAUUGCGAAGGUGCUGCCUUCGGUGAAGAAUCUGGAUCGUCGGCUGGGUCUCAAGUUAGAGUACACGAAUGGACGCAUCGGCUUGCUUGGCUUGCUUGAGCACCUUGCGCAUGCACAAUGCGAUGAUGCUCGAGACAAGAUAUACGGCAUACUCGCCAUAGUGAGACGAACACAUCUGAUCAAGAUCGACUAUCGCAAACCACUUCUUCAAGUCCUACUCGAUGGUCUAUAUGCUUGUUUGUCAUCACGGGACAACGUCGGAAGAAUACUACAGGCACUGUCUGGACUGCUGCCGAAGCCCUUCGAUCUGGCGCAUCACAUGAGAACCGGCGACGGACUAUCCUACACAUACGGGCGCACGCACCUCAGAUUACCUUGCCACAGAGCUUAUGCGGAUCGUGAAAGAUAUCUCAUUGCCGUUGCUAAUGAGACAAACAUAGUUCCAGCCAAGAAUUCCACCAAAUUGCACGGGGUGCCAAAGGUUUGGAUUACCGCCACAUCUGAACUCAGUCUGUGUGAUCUGGUUUACUCGACAUGCGCUCCUCACCAGGAAUCCCAAUGGCUCACCUUCAACAAGUCACCGUCGUUUUUCAUCUUGCAAGACGGUGAAAGUGGCGAUCAUGACCCAUUGUGGGUAACUGCGCGCGGCUUUCGGGCCAGUGAUUGUGCUGUGCGAGUUCUGCCCUCUAGGCAGAGCUUCAAGCAAGCUUUUGUCCACGAACUUUGUCUGCCAGAUCCCAGAAGCUGGCUGCGACAUUGGAUCGGCGGAUCUUCGUUCACUUACAGAGAGGGCGAUGGCACGGUCGAAGGCGGCAUGGAUGGCUUUGCCACCAUCCUACAAACAAGUCUCUGGGUCCGGAACUACGACGAGCAGUUCAAAGAAGCACCUGCGCAAGAGAAGACUGACAAAGAAGCCCGGACGGAUCGUAGCAAUCGGCGACCUAUGAUCCGUCGGGGACCUUAUCAAUCAUCCCAAAAGACAGACCAAGCUGCUCGGACAACUUGUGACCAGCAGCAAGAUGAGAAUAAUUGGAGACCUUAUGAUUUCGGUAUCCAGCAUGAGCUGCUAGAUCCUUGCAGCAGUCAAAAGAGGAUUGCCGCUGCAAAUGGAAGCAAGCCAACAGGGAUAAGCGCAAUGACUCCGUAUGCUCCCUCUACAGCCUGGAUCGCCUGUCGAUCAGCCAGCGCACGCAGCAUCCUCCAGGGAGCUUGCUUCGUCGAGGCCUGGAUCUCCGCCAUCGGCACGUAG
This is a messenger RNA of Cyphellophora attinorum, 2019 nucleotides long. RefSeq lists its product as uncharacterized. NCBI's taxonomy places the organism in Eukaryota, Fungi, Ascomycota, Eurotiomycetes, Chaetothyriales, Cyphellophoraceae. The coding region runs from base 1 to 2019 and encodes 672 amino acids. The record is from RefSeq and is a predicted model, not a curated record. The transcript is spliced from 3 exons.